Messenger RNA from Siniperca chuatsi (mandarin fish), 10054 nucleotides. It is a transcript of the gene hipk2, whose product is annotated as homeodomain interacting protein kinase 2. NCBI's taxonomy places the organism in Eukaryota, Metazoa, Chordata, Actinopteri, Centrarchiformes, Sinipercidae. The transcript has 16 exons. Gene Ontology annotation, cellular component: nucleus; cytoplasm; PML body. Bases 383 to 4219 code for a protein of 1278 amino acids. The record is from RefSeq and is a predicted model, not a curated record. Gene Ontology annotation, biological process: intrinsic apoptotic signaling pathway in response to DNA damage by p53 class mediator; smoothened signaling pathway; peptidyl-serine phosphorylation. Gene Ontology annotation, molecular function: protein tyrosine kinase activity; ATP binding; protein serine/threonine kinase activity.
GACUCGCUCGCUGUAGCUACACCAAACUCGCUGCGCUCUGACCACUGCAACUUUUGCAGAGACUCCUCACUCCACAGACAUGUCGCACAAUAGCUGAAGUAAACCUGUCAUCGUGGCUCAUCAUUUGAGCCUCCAGAAAUAUACCGCAGGUGGGAUUUGCAUUGCACAGCCUCUCCUCUGUCGCUUCCCUCGCGUCGGACCCUACGUUUGAAAAACGCCUGGAUAUGAAUUAUGAGCAUUUUCCUCACUAAUGAACUGGGCCAGUAAUGCAGGAGACCGCGGCGACUCUCUCCUCAGUGUUUCAAGAUGGCAGAUUUUCAUUGAGUUUUGAACAGAAAUCUCGCUUUAUUUUUUGCCAUGAAUAACAGAAAUCCUUGCACCGAUGGCCCCUGUAUACGAAGAAAUGCAGGAAGUGGUGGCCCUGUCUGUGUGUGAUUGGUCCCAGGUGCCUGGUCAGGUUGGACUGGUUCCUCUGUUGUCGGGGUUCAUCACAGGAUUUCAAAGAGGUAUGGCCUCGCAAGUGCAAGUGUUCUCCCCUCACACUCUCCAAUCAAGUGCCUUCUUUAGCGUGAAGAAACUGAAGGUGGAGCAGAGUUGUAACUGGGAUAUGACAGGGUACGGCACACACAGCAAAGUCUACAGCCACAACAGCAGCAAGAACUUGUCAUCCGCCAGUGGCCCCCUAGGCAUCAAUAGCUCCCUGCAGGUCGCCAGCUCCACCCUGCCCUACGAGCAGGCACUCAUCUUCCCAGCCAGCGCUGGCCACAUUGUGGUCGCCUCAGCCAGCAGCACUUCGGGGGCCGUGGGGUCUCUGCUGGGCAGCGGGGGUGGAGGCAGCAGCAGCAACAGCAGUGGUGGUGGAGGUGGCGGCGGCGGCGGCAGUGGUUUGGGUGGUGGGGUUGGUGUUCACAACCUGACACGCCGCAGCACGGUCAGUCUCCUAGAUACCUACCAGCGAUGCGGGCUUAAACGCAAGAGUGAGGAACUUGACAACAACAGCAGUGUGCAGAUCAUUGAGGAGCACGGCCCACUGAUGAUCCAGAACGGAGCAGCCAGUGGAGCCACGGUGGCCACAGCCGCCACCUCCACGGCAACGUCCAAGAACAGCGGCUCCAACAGUGAGGGGGACUACCAGCUGGUGCAACAUGAGGUGCUCUGCUCCAUAACCAACACCUAUGAAGUGUUGGAAUUCUUGGGGCGAGGAACCUUUGGACAGGUGGUUAAGUGUUGGAAGAGGGGCACCAAUGAGAUAGUAGCGAUCAAGAUCUUGAAAAACCACCCGUCGUAUGCACGGCAGGGACAGAUCGAGGUCAGCAUUCUGGCACGUCUCAGCACGGAGAGUGCAGAUGACUACAACUUUGUGAGGGCCUACGAGUGCUUCCAGCACAAGAACCACACGUGCCUGGUGUUUGAGAUGCUGGAGCAGAACCUGUACGACUUCCUCAAGCAGAACAAGUUCAGCCCUCUGCCGCUCAAAUACAUCAGACCCGUGCUACAGCAAGUGGCCACAGCGCUAAUGAAACUGAAGAGCCUGGGCCUGAUCCACGCCGACCUGAAGCCAGAGAACAUAAUGCUUGUGGACCCGUCUCGACAGCCCUACAGGGUCAAAGUCAUUGACUUUGGCUCAGCUAGCCAUGUGUCCAAAGCAGUCUGCUCCACUUAUCUACAGUCCAGAUACUACAGGGCUCCUGAGAUCAUCCUGGGCCUGCCGUUCUGCGAGGCCAUAGACAUGUGGUCCCUGGGUUGUGUGAUAGCCGAGCUCUUCCUAGGAUGGCCUCUCUACCCUGGGGCCUCAGAGUACGAUCAGAUCCGGUACAUCUCACAGACGCAGGGUCUGCCUGCAGAGUAUCUGUUGAGUGCAGGGACAAAGACCACCCGGUUCUUCAACAGAGACCCCGACUCCACCUAUCCUCUCUGGAGACUUAAGACUCCAGAGGACCACGAGGGUGAAACGGGGAUCAAGUCCAAGGAGGCUCGCAAGUACAUCUUCAACUGCUUGGAUGAUAUGGCACAGGUGAACAUGACAUCAGAUCUGGAGGGGAGCGACAUGCUGGCAGAGAAGGCCGAUAGAAGGGAGUUCAUCGACUUGUUAACCAAGAUGCUGACCAUUGACGCAGACAAGCGGAUCACUCCUAUCGAAACGCUCAACCACCCCUUUGUUACUAUGUCACAUCUCCUCGAUUUCCCACACAGCACACACGUGAAGUCAUGCUUCCAAAACAUGGAGAUCUGUAAGCGUCGUGUCAACAUGUACGACACAGUAAACCAGAGCAAGACGCCCUUUAUCACCCAUGUGGCCCCCAGCACCUCCACCAACCUCACCAUGACCUUCAACAACCAGCUGAACACUGUGCACAGCCAGGCCACCAACCUGGCUCCCUCCUCAACCAACAAUGCCACCCUUUCCUUUGCAAGUCCUGAUGUCUCCAUACUAAACUACCAAUCUGCACUCUACCAGCCCUCCGCUGCCUCCAUGGCAGCCGUGGCCCAGAGGAGCAUGCCCCUGCAGCCGGGGGCUCCUCAGCUCUGCGCUGCCCGGCCUGACCCCUUCCAGCAGGCGCUCAUUGUCUGCCCACCUGGCUUCCAAGGGCUGCAGGCAUCCCCUUCCAAGCACACCAGUUACUCUGUGCGGAUGGAGAAUGCUGUUCCCAUAGUGACGCAGGCCCCUGGUGCCCAGCCUCUUCAGAUCCAACCUGGCCUGCUCGCACAGCAGGCCUGGCCCAGCGGCACCCAGCAGAUCCUGCUGCCUCCAGCUUGGCAGCAGCUCACCCACACCUCAGUCCAGCAUGCCACUGUCAUCCCUGACUCCAUGAGCAGUACACAGCCUCUCGCCAACUGGAGGAAUUCCCAUCCUCAUGGCAGCCAUUAUAAUCCCAUCAUGCAGCAGCCAGCCUUGUUGGCUGGCCACGUCACUCUCCCAUCCAAUCAGACGCUCAACGUCGGUGUGGCACACGUUAUGAGGCAGCCCUCAACCAAUAACAACUCCUCUUCCAAAAAGAACAAACAGCACCAGAUGUCGGCCAGGAACAUGUCAGCAUACGAGGUGUCGUCCUCUCAGGCGGUGCUGUCCCCGCAACGCUCCAAGCGGGUGAAGGAGAACACACCCCCACGUUGCGCUGUGCUACAGAACGGCUUGGCCUCCAACUGCCCGCCCCCGCAAGGCUGUGGGGGUGGCGUGUGGGGGGCUAGCGAAGCAGAGCAGGCUUCCAGCACCACCCGCGACCAUCAGCACCAGCACCACGUCCCCAGACAGACCAUCAUCAUCCCCGACACUCCCAGCCCUGCAGUCAGCAUCAUCACCAUCAGCAGUGACACAGAUGAGGAAGAUGACCACAAACAAAACAACAGUUUAUCUUCAAAGCAGCGGAAGAAUGUCAUCAGUUGCGUGACAGUCCAUGAUUCACCCGACUCUGACUGUUCCAGCCACAACAGCCCCUACACUGUGGAGUCCAGACCCCCCAACAACAACAGCUAUGACACAAAGACUACCAUCCUGGACAACUACAACAAUGGGAACCCCCGCACCAUCAUCAUUCCCCCUCUCAAAACCCAGAACAGUGAGGUCCCAAAUGAGUGUGAGCGCCUGAUGUCAGAUGCAAUGAAUCAUCAGAAUUCAGCUUACAAGUUCAAAUCCUCCAAUGGAGUGGUGUCUGGCAAUAAUCACGUACCAGGAGGCAUGGCUGGAGGGGGGUCCUACCGACAGCAGCGCUCAGGGCCACACCCCCUCCAGCAGCAGCCUCUCAAUCUCAGCCAGGCCCAGCAGCACAUGGUAGCCGAUCGAAAUGGAGGUCAUCGGCGCCAGCAGGCCUACAUCACCCCCACCAUCUCCACUCAGGCCCCGUACUCUUUCCAUCACAAUAGCCCCUCUCACACGGGCAGUGUCCACCCACACCUGACUGCCACACACCUGCCCAGCCAGCCCCACCUCUACACCUACACAGCCCCUGCUGCUCUGGGCUCCACUGGCACCGUGGCCCACCUGGUGGCGUCACAGGGCUCGGCGCGCCAUGCAGUCCAGCACGGAAGCUACCCACCAAGCAUUGUCCACCAGGUCCCAGUCAGCAUGGGCCACCGCGUGCUGCCCUCGCCCACCUUGCACCACAGCCAGUACCAGGCCCAGUUUGCCCACCAGGCCUACAUCAGCGCCUCACCUGCCUCCACUGUCUACACUGGAUACCCGCUGAGCCCCACCAAGGUCAACCAGUACCCUUACCUCUAGAGAAGACACUGACUGACACUGGAGAGCCUGACCCAGCGCUGCUGCUUCCCCCGAACCCACCCGCCCUGAGCCCCGUCGACAUCCUAAACAUCCUCUCCUCGACCUCAGACAUAAACAGAGACAGAGGAACAUGCAAUCCUCAUGAAACUGUCACAUAUAACUUGAAGAUGACAGAGAGAAAAAGAAAAAAAGAUUCACAGCCUCUCUAGAAGGGAAAGAUGGUGUUAAAUUUCAGAGGGGUACAAUUCAAUUUCUUUCAAAUUUUUUUCUGAAAGGGCCAGUUUUUGCUUUUAUUUGUCUUUAAUUUGUCUGCUCUUCGCUUUACUUUAUGAGGAAAGUAAUGUCUCAUUAGUUUUACAGGGAAGUUUGAAACAGGCCCUUUGGGACAGUGGAGGUUUUCUGGUUUGUUUUCUUUUAUUUUCUCUUCUUAAAUUGGGGAAGUGACUGUUGAACAGGGGUUACUGACUGGAAGUUCGUAAUCCCAAGAGAUUUGGGAGAAGGUGAAAUACGGAAACCUGCUGCUCUUCAAAGAAAAAAAUAUUGAUGGCCUUGAACUGUCUUAAUAUUUCCAAAUCAUUCAUGGUGUGGGGAGAAAAGAGAGGCAACUCCCACCCACUCCACCUUCUCCAGCCGAGGAGGCUUCUGGAAAUAUAACCAACAGAAGACAACAAACUUUUUAGUGUAUUUAUAGGUAUUUUUCCUUUAUGUUUCACCUUUAUGACGAUACUUCAGUUUUAGCUAGGUGUCUUAGCUGGGCCCCGUUCUUAGAAUGUAGCAGUCGCACCUGUUUGUUUUGAGAAGAAAACUUUUUUUUUUCCUGAUACCAAUAGAUUUAUUUGUUUCUCUUUUUUCAAUGUGAUUGCACAAGUGGUUAUAAUAACAUAGGCAUGUACAACGUGAUUGUCUGUGUGUGCUACUGUCAGCCAUGCGUGUGUAGUCCACCUCCUCAAAAUUCUCUUCAGUCUUUAGGUUUUGACCAUUGUUCCCUCGUAGUGCCUUACAGAUAUAACGACACAGUUUACUUGGCUUGGAUCCUGAAAGCCACAAGAGACUAUAGCUAUACUUAGAGAGACAUGUUUCCCUGGUUUGACAUCCUAGUCGAGGCAGUUGUAGCUCUCUUCCAGGUGUAGGCUCAGCCCUUGCUGUUUCUUGUCUUAAUGACAGCAUACUAUAGAUGAUGAAGAUUAAUGUCAGAGUUGAUAUCAUGCUGAGCUAUUUUAUUAUGUGUGCAUGAGAUAACUUGCCUGGGGUACUUACCAAAGUCAUAGAAAAAUUCUUGUUACAUUUGCUCUGGAUAUUAAUGUAAAUAUGAAAAUGUACAGAAUAACUGUAGCUGUAAACCUCUAUCACAGUGACACCCAAAAUGUGGCUUUAGUUUGGAAUACAUUUGUUUGUUUUUUUAAUCACACAAGUUAAUUCAUGCAUCGUGAUUACACAGCAGAGAUAUUAGCUCAGUUUUCAUGUACAGGGAAUGAGUUACAGUACAAUGUUUGAGACACAGUAGAGGUCGUUUUUUAAGGUUAAAAGCUAGUCCGAGAGAAGGGCCUGACAGAAAGUGAUUGUUGCCGUGAGGGUGAUGCUGUGAGGCUUGAGGUAGCCGGCUGCAGCGAAGAGACGGAGUAUCGAGGGUUGUUUGAGAGAGAUACUGUGUAGGCACGAGUGAGGGGGCUGGUUGAAAGCACAGGGUCAGUUUAGGUAGGGACUGUGGAGGGCAGGGUGAAACUCUCUAUCUUAAAUGGGACUAAAAUGGUAGCAAGUUGGCACUGAGCAGGUUGAUAGUAACACUGAGCCCGGGUGGUCGGUAGGAGCCGCAGGGGCACUACCUUACCUGAAUGCACACCUAGAAUUCUGACGUGUUGUCAUUUGUUGCUGUCAUUGUUUGUUUCUCUAGCAAAGAUAAUUGGAAGUUAUUUGUUGUGCUUGAGGUUUGGAUAGCAUCUCAGAGCUGCAACAACAGAACAGAAGGGAAAUGCCACAGCAUACACCUGGAAGGGCACUUUGUGGACGACUUGUCGCCACUGUCCAUUUGUCUUCGAACCAGGCACACCACAGACAUCGCCACGCCAGCCGAACGGGAUACCUGAACACUUAGAGAACCAAUAGGGCUGUCGCUUAGUGUGUUUGCUGCUUGAUUUAACUGACAUUGUUUUUUUCUUGUAGCCAAUGAUACAAAUAAUCUCCUCUGUUCAUUUGUCCUCUCGAAGGUGGGCACAUCAGGACCACUAAUGGUUUAGUGAAAGCCCCUUCCCCUCUCCUUCAUGGUAUACCAUAGUACUUGCAUUUGAAGUGAUUUUUUUUUUUUUUUACUUAACAUUAUCUUGAACUUUUGGACAUGGCUGUAGUACAUGUUGUGUUUAUUUUUAGAGAUUGUUGCAAUAAUUCUUGUGGAUGUUUUAUCAGAGUGUGUGUGUUUUUAUUAUAUGUCAGGCUCAUUUCUAUUUUGUAACCUGGGGGUUGAUGUACAGUAAUAUUUAGUAUUCCGUGGAGGUGGGUGCACCUGUGUAAAGUGUUGCAACACUGCUGAUGAUAGUAAGUGUUGAGUUGAUGAUAAUCCAAUGGGGCCCUUAUAGAUAGAUGCUUAGGCUUGAGGGUGCAACACCCAGGAUUGAAAUACAACAAUCUCUUAAAAAAUCCCUUGGCAGGCCCCAGAGUGGUUUGUCAUCCUGGUACUUGUUUCCCCAAAACUCUCCACUCUCCGUCAGCUCCAGCAUGCAAACCUAGGGUGCGGGCAGUUAAAGAUGUGAUUACAUAGUACAUUGCUGGUUACAUCAUUCUUCCAUGUUAUGUUGUUGUCUUUUUAUUUUAUUGUACAGUAUCUACUUAAUUUCCUCUAGGUCAUUGCGGCCUAAGCACACAUGCAUAAGGGAGAUGAUUUUCCAUUGAAAUCUUUUGGCUCCUCUGUUAUGAGACAGACUACUGAAACAUUCCACUGUUUGGCGCAGGGAAUUUGGCGUUACCCAUGCUACACUGCUGUCCUGUCCCCCUUUCCUGUCAGCAUGGGGAUAGCAUUGUCACACUAGGACUUUUUCGCUCCUCCCACCAAAGAAUUCAACAGAUGGAUCAUGUACAGCACAGUACAGUAAAGUACAAGCAAUCCACCACAGCAUUGCUAAAGCAAACAGGCAAUAACUUUUGGUCUCAUCUUUAAACAUUUUAUAAGUGCUUUUGAGGACAUGUUGUUUUACACCCAAGCAAAUGCAUGUGUGCAUAUGAUGUACAAAUACACCGGGAGGAUUUAACAUAAUGCAUACAGCAUAGUCAUUAAUUUGUUUAGAAUCUGGACAUUCAACUAUGAGAAGAGCUGCAGUAGGUUUUACUUUCACUACUCCUCACACUUGGCCCCUGUCUAGAUUGAAUGAUCAAUAAUUAUCUAACUUUCCAACUCUCCAAAUUGUUUUAUAAGCCAGUUAUUUUUUUACGUUGUUGAUGUUGUAGCUUUACUGGUGUUGUGUGAAAAUGAAUUUGUAAAAACAAAAAAAUUUGUUUUACAUUAGCGUGCCAUGGAAUAGAAUGACCUGUAAAAAUGAAUUAAUCAAAAAUGUACCAACUAUACCUUUAAAACCAUGGUCACCUGCACAAAAUGAAUGUAAUAUGUGACCUGCAACAUCUGAAAUGGCUUUAGAUCUUUCUCAGUGGGUGACCAUUCAUUUAAUUUCUACACCGUUUGUGGCCAUGCAUGAUGCAAUAAUUAUACAUUUGAUCUCCAGCAAAAUCCCAUAUGAGAGAAAUAAUGUAAAAUUACCACUAUCCUCAUAAUUAGGGGAUAUCAAAUAAUCACUAUUUUCUCAAAUGAAAAAUCCAACAAAGAGAAACCCUGUAUGCGCAACAUUGUGGAAAAUGACUUGAUGUGUAUGAUACCUUUGUCUAUUACUCUGUUUCACAUAACCAAUGUUUUGUGUUUUAUAAGAAAGAUGAAUCAAAUGUGAGCAUUAACGUAGAUCGAGUGACCUUACAAAUUACCAAAAUGUGCUUAAGUAGAGUGUAAAACCUUUUUGUGUUGUUGAGGUUAGCAUAGCCUUCCCAGCUAGCGACUUUGUAGUUAGACUACUGCCUUCCAAAUAACUAACAAUACCGCCAAAGGUUUAAGGUGACAUUUAAAUUAGGGAAAACUAAAUAAGGCAGUAUCUCGCUCUCUGUGAAACCUGGCAUUCUCCUAUAAAAUCCACUCAAACUUCCAACUUUGCUCAUGAAUACUCCUCCUCCUGGAGCUUUGGAAACACUGAGAAACAUUCCUGAGAGCAUGAUGACGUGUAGUGCUACAUUAGUCUUCUUCAGGCAAAAUCUGUCAAGGUGAAGCUCAGCAAGAAGUAAAUCGACAACCCGCAACGUCAACCCCAACACUGGUACAGUGUAAACCGUUUGGCAACGUCGCAGCUGCUUCCCAAAGCACAAAGGGGUUAUGAACAGGUGUUAGGUGGAUUAAUCAUGAGCUGAUGUACUCUCUGUCACCAGGAAAUUCAUAAUCUAGCUACACAAGCAUUUUUAAAGCCCUUUUGGAUGAGAGUGUAUGUUUUUGUUUUUUAACCUUUGUUGAGGAGAUCUGCUCCUUUUGCUGGCUGUUCCUUGGGGGAAUUCAGGGUGAGGUGGUCAAGGUUUGAUGCCAUCACUGAUAGAGGGAUGUCAGGUGAUUACAAUGUAUGAAUUUAAGAACCAAAACUGAUUCAAAUACGAUUGUUUUCCUACUAUCUUUAUUUAUUCUAAUUUGCGUAAAAUCAAGCAAGGAUAUGGAUUAAUUUAUACCACCUUAAAUCCCCCAAUUUGCUGUGUUGUAAGAUCUUUGGCCCUACUUUACAUAACUGAAAAAUGUAGCUUUUCCCAUCUUACUUUCAGAGAGAUUUCGAGCCAAAUACAGUUAUUUUUGUGGUGUUAAUAAAUUGAAUCUAGAAGUGGUAGACCAAAGCUACAUUCAAAGCCAGAUUUGCCUGUUUACACUACAAAAAUAUUAAUCUUAAACUAGAGGUCAAGUCAAAGCCACAAUCCCUUUUGGUACAUUCUCAAAAUUCUAACAGUAAAUUAGUGUAGCUCAAUUUUCUUAAACAGCUACAUGCACAACAACAUUCAUGCAAGUGAUAUAUCAGUUUAUUUAUAUUUUCUAAAGACCUAAGAGUGCAUCAAACCCUGACCCCCUUUUGUGUCCAUUGCUGUAUGGUUUCUCAAUGAUGUAAAAUCUCAUUCUUUGUCGAUAAAGCUAAUGUGUGCUGCAGUAUUUCCUAGUAUACUUCUCUGUUAAUCGUCUUUUCUUAUUUACUUUUGUUUAUUGGGGUGUGAUGUCUCAUUAUUUCAAUCUGUUGAUGUAGCGUUCUAUGUAUACCCUGUUCCUUAGCUUAAUAUUAAGUAUGUUAUGAGAAUGGAUAUUUUACUGGCUUUAUAGAAUGUUUAAAUAAAUAUAAUAAUGACAAUAAGAAGGAUUAAUUAAACCUCCUAACAAGUUGAGUACUUGCUACUAAGCGCUUGUGUUACCAUUAUGAUGUUGUGUGCUUCUCUUAAUAAUUUUCGUUGUAGAAAAAUGGAGUGAAUUUAUAUUAGGCUUCGAAAAAACUAAUGAUAGCAUUGUAAAUUUUACAGGAGGAUUUUAACAAACAAACUGCUUCGUCAAAUAGAAGAAUAUAGUUAUUUUAAUUGUCCUCUUUACUAACUGUAGGGUGAGAAGGGGCUCGCGUUGUGGUGAACUAUGUUAUAGCUUGUUAUUCACUGUUACUUUUGAUCAUUUUUUCGGUCUCCGAGGUGAAUCGAGUUAUUAAUGAGAAUUUGUAUGCUCACAUAUGCAUAUUGUAUAUGUGUAGAAAUGUAAUCACACUUUGUCUUGGAUUUACAUUAAACUGUUAAGUCACGGCA